CAAUCAGCUGCAGUGUAGAGUAUGAGGCGAGCGGUGGGCGUGAUGUAGUCAUGGCGGCGACCGUAGCCAGGUUGUUAUUAUGGAGAGCUGUGCGCGGAUUGGGGCAGAGCAGGCGCCUGUAUAGCGACAGUGCGGCUGAGGGCAGCUCCCAAACAGAAGCUGCAGCAAAGAAGUUCCCAAGAAUUUACACAAAAACUGGAGAUAAAGGUUUCUCUAGCACUUACACAGGAGAAAGAAGACCUAAGGAUGACUUGGUGUUUGAAGCACUGGGAGCUACUGAUGAACUGAGCUCAGCUAUUGGACUGGCCAGAGAAUUCUGUCUGGAUGCUAAUCUCCAGUUUGUGUCUGAACUUGAGAAGAUCCAGUGCAUGCUGCAGGAUGUUGGCUCAAACAUUGCAACGCCUUUGUCCUCUGCCAGGGAAAGCCACAAAGUACGAACAUCAUUUAGUGCCGAUCCUGCCCAGGAGCUUGAGCAGUGGAUUGAUAAAUACUCUGCACAACUUCCCCCCUUGACCAACUUCAUUCUUCCCUCAGGAGGUAAAGCUAGUGCAUCCUUGCAUGUGGCCAGAGCUGUAUGCCGAAGAGCUGAGAGAAUCACAUUCAAAUUGCUGCAAAAAGAAGAGGCCGAUCCAAACAUUGGAAAAUACUUAAACAGAUUGAGUGAUUAUCUCUUCACAUUGGCAAGAUAUGCAGCCAAAGCUGAAGGAAGACCUGAGACAAAAUAUACAAGAAUGGAGCCAUGACAACUCAACGUUUUCUAUGGGUUUUGUUCUCCCUGGUGGUUUGCAUAUUUCCUGCAGAGAAAAAGCAAUUUUUGAUGAGUUAUGGGCCCAGCUAUCAAAAUAAGAUGAACUUUAAAGUGGAAGUAAACCCUCCUAUCAUUUUCAGCCAAGGAAGCUGCCAUCUUGGCUUCUGUUUAAUCUUCAA
Molecule: messenger RNA, 927 nt
Organism: Rana temporaria (common frog)
Lineage: Eukaryota; Metazoa; Chordata; Amphibia; Anura; Ranidae
Gene: MMAB
Product: metabolism of cobalamin associated B
Exons: 9
Coding region: 51-743 (230 amino acids)
Molecular function (GO): corrinoid adenosyltransferase activity
Source: RefSeq, a predicted model, not a curated record